Molecule: messenger RNA, 1165 nt
Organism: Schistosoma guineensis
Lineage: Eukaryota; Metazoa; Platyhelminthes; Trematoda; Strigeidida; Schistosomatidae
Source: the annotation of a GenBank genome assembly
UGUUAGCGGGACAUAGACUAGAUUAAAGCAUGCUCAAUUCACGAUUGCUUUGGUGCACGCUGAUUGGCUAAUUCUUAACCAAUCAGCACUAGUCGAUAGUUGGAGAACACUCUAGAAUCUUCUCAUGUAGAAAACUAUAAAUAUACUGACGUUUUUCUCUAUUGUGCUUCUGACUUGCUAUUUGGAAUAUAAUCUCUUUCCUGUUCAACCGUGUUUUGAUUUGGGGACUUGUCGAGUGAAUCGGUGUCCGAGAAUACUAAGCAAUAGGAAUAGCUGGGUCAUAACCGUAAGAAAACAGGAUUAUAACAGUGGCGACGGGGAAAAAGGAAAACAAAUUCAAGAUGCCUAUAUCAGAUGACCAGCUUAACCGAAUACUACAACAACAGCAAGCACAACUUGAUGCACAAAUGCGGUUGUUGGAGACUCUGACUCAACAGCUCAACAUCCACAGCUCGAGUUCACACGCUAUUUCAAGUUCGUCUUGUGAUGCAGUUGCUAGCAGCAUCCCAGAAUUCAUCUAUGAUCCCGAAAAUGGAAAUACUUUUCUCACGUGGUUCAGACGUUGGGAAGAUACAUUUAGAACAGAAUUCUGUAAUCAAGACGAUGCGUGGAAGACCCGAUUGUUGGUACGUAAGUUGGGAAGCAACGAACAUGCACGUUUUGCUGACCAUAUAUUGCCAAAGUUACCUCGAGAGCUCAGUUUCGAGGAGACGGUAUUUCAGCUGUCAGAGAUAUUCGGCGAGUCAUCUUCUCUUGGUGUUUCGGAAUGGCACGAACCAAACAAACUGCUCGCAAAUCAACUGGAGGUAAGGCGCCUCGAAAGCAAAUACUAUCGGUCAAGCUGACGCUCUCUCCCGAUUAAUUGGAGUUCAACAUCCUGGACCAGAGGAUAUAAUCAUUGCCUCCACAGCAGUAGACCCAGAAAUACGAAGUAUAGUGGCAGAUGCCAUUCGAAACACUCCAGUGUCGUCAGAUGAAGUCAGGGAAGAAACGCUUCGAGACCCAACACUACAAGAAGUUAGAAAGUUCCACCUAGAAGGGUGGCCCUCGAAAAUCAGUUCCACAGAGCUUCAACAGUUUUACCAGCGAAGACUCUCUCUUUCAAUCAUCGAUGACUGUCUGCUGUUUGCCGAACGUGUCAUAAUUCCCAAGAAGCUACAACCAG